Messenger RNA from Perca flavescens (yellow perch), 1951 nucleotides. Its product is annotated as gastrula zinc finger protein XlCGF7.1-like. The record is from RefSeq and is a predicted model, not a curated record. NCBI's taxonomy places the organism in Eukaryota, Metazoa, Chordata, Actinopteri, Perciformes, Percidae. Gene Ontology annotation, biological process: regulation of transcription by RNA polymerase II. The transcript is spliced from 4 exons. Gene Ontology annotation, molecular function: RNA polymerase II cis-regulatory region sequence-specific DNA binding; DNA-binding transcription factor activity, RNA polymerase II-specific. The coding region runs from base 120 to 1091 and encodes 323 amino acids.
ACUAAUCUGCACCGGAAGCUGUAGUCUUCACUGCGGCUAACUUCACACUUUGAACAAGAUGGCGUCUAGCAGAAAGGAGUGUUAGCAGAGUGUCUUUGUUGUGUAGAGAAAGAGGUAAAAUGUGUAAAGUCCAGAUGCUGAGAGCGUUGGUGGAGCAGCGACUAACUGCGGCUGCUGAAGAGAUAUUUGGGCUGUUUGAAAGAACGAUAGCAGAGUACGAGGAGGAACUUUGUCGUUCAAAAGAGGAGAACGAGCGACAACGGGAGCUACUGGACGCUUUCUACAACACUCAGUUUCGGCUACACAGAGCAGAUGUUGAACAGCUGUCUGUGGUUAAAAAAGACGUUCUCCCUGAGCAGCGGGAGUGUAGCUCCAGUGUGGACCAGCAGGAGCCAGAGCCCCCCCCACACAUUAAAGAGGAACAGGAGGAACUACUGAUGACAGCAGCUUUAAACUCUCUGAAACAUGAAUCAAGAUGUAAGAAAACAUUCAGCUGCUCCGAGUGCGGGAGAAGAUUUGGCCGCAAGGAAAAUCUGAAGAGUCACAUGAGAACUCACACAGGAGAGAAACCUUUCAGCUGCCCAUUCUGUAUGAAAUCUUUUACACACAGUGCAAAUUUAAGGUCACACAUGAUAAUCCACACAGGGGAGACGCCCUUCAGUUGCUCUGAGUGUGGAAAAAGUUUUUGCUACAAAACACAUCUGCAGACGCACAUGAUGACUCACACGGGAGAAAAACCUUUCAGCUGCUCGGUCUGUAAUAAAUCUUUUACAGAGAGAGGAAGUUUAAAGGCACACAUGAGAAUCCACACAGGGCAGACGCCAUUUAGCUGCUCUGAUUGUGGAAAAAGAUUUAACCAGAUCUCAAAUCUGAGGAGACACAUGAGAACUCACACAGGAGAAAAACCUUUCAGCUGCUCUGUCUGUAAGAAAGCUUUUACACAGAGUAACCAUUUAAAAUAUCACAUGAAACAACACACAGGAGAGGAACCAUCUACUUCCUGUGUUAGUGACGUCAGGAAGCAGCAGGAGUGGAGCUCCAGUGUGGACCAGGAGCAGCUAGAGAAUCUCAGCCAGGUUGGAACUCUCUGAACCAUAGAAAUAAAAUGGAUAGAAAGGCCAUUUCCAUUCAAAUCAACGUAGCAUAAUGGUCAGAGUGGCAGCCAUUUUUAUGUGUACCAUUGCCAUGGUAACGUAUAAACUUCAGUAUAAGCCCUGAUUGGUUGGUUCCCUUCACAGUGUUUCCUGGAGGCCUGUUUCACAAAAGUAGAAUUUAUAAAUCCAGGAUAACUGAUAAAGUGAGGCUUGACCUAGUCUAAUCUCUGCAGCCUGACUUGGUGUAUUUCACGAAGGUCGAGCCAGGCUGAAGGAAUUCGGAUAGAUGCAGGUUUGCGGCUUUCCUUAGGUCGGUAACAGAUUUAUCAAUGCUAAAAUGGAGAAACCUGUAUAUGCAUUGUUCAUACUUUAUACAGAGCAGCUUCUUGUGGAAGUAUGAUAACGUGAAACAGCGAGAGAAAGCGUAGCAGUUGAUCGCGGACCGACUGAUUGUGUAAUUGUAGCCUAAACGUAUACAUUAACUGACCUCUGCUCUGAACUGAAACGGUCAUAAUCGUACCAUUCAAGGAUUAGGCUACUAAUCAUUUGCACAAAUUAACCGUUGUACUCUUUGCCUUAAACGUACGCAGAAGAUAAUGUUACUCAAGAAAUUUACUAUAAAGCUCAAUUUUCUACAACGCUAGAAUAGUAAAUAUCUCUUUCACUCUGUUUCUUCCUCUCUCUCUCAUGGUCUAAAAUAUUAAUUUUUCCUAAGUCAUAUUAACUUCCACUGCUUGCUAGAUUAUCAAUCAGUCGGUCCUUCUUUACAUAUGAUAUGCUUUGCUCCCUCAUAUAUAUGGACAUAGAAAAGAAAGACUCUAAAAUCUAGAAACUAUUAUGAAGUGAUAGAUUUCAUG